Molecule: messenger RNA, 6325 nt
Organism: Anarrhichthys ocellatus (wolf-eel)
Lineage: Eukaryota; Metazoa; Chordata; Actinopteri; Perciformes; Anarhichadidae
Gene: cdk19
Product: cyclin dependent kinase 19
Exons: 13
Coding region: 681-2063 (460 amino acids)
Biological process (GO): protein phosphorylation
Cellular component (GO): cytosol; nucleus
Molecular function (GO): ATP binding; protein serine/threonine kinase activity
Source: RefSeq, a predicted model, not a curated record
UUAUUGGAUAAAAGACAUUGUGAAGAUAUGCAGUUUUUUUGUUUGAUAUGAUACGAAACAAAACAUCUUCUGGAUUUAGACUGUUGUUUUGAGAAAACAAGCAGUCUGAUGAUGUGUCCUUGGCCUUUAGGACAUUGUGAUGGGUAUUUUCCAGUAUUUUCCGACAGUUUAAAGAGCAAGACAUCAAUAAUUGAUUAGUGGAGAAGUUAAUUGGCAGAUUCAUUCCGAAUACGAACUUUAACAUGUGAGUUGACGCAGCCGUCAAGACUCUUGAAGUUGGCUUCAUGGUUCCCGCCUUAAAGGGGAACUACACUCAUUUUCAAAAUUCAUACAUAUUAUUCGUCUGGUCUAAGACAGUCCAAACAUAUAAGUACACAUAAACAACUCCCUCCCAAAUCCAAAAACUAGAGAGCUGAAACUCAAAUGUGCUCAAUGUUAACAGAUAUUGAUUUAACGUUCCCACGCCAUUGAGAUGUUGGCGUUCUUCAUUUAGGUGGUGUUCCCCUUUAAGAGAGCAGUGCUCAGCCUGUUAAAAUAGCUGUAGGAUUUUUGUGGAGGAGUUAGUUUUUUGUCAUUUUUUCCCCCCUCUGCUUUUGCACAGCAGAGCUCCUAUUUUAUUAUCUGAAUUAGACUAAAUUCAUACGAGGACAUUUUAUUUGCAGACCGAAAGAUGAAGUGUUAUGAGCUCUUCUGAGCAUAUGUGCAGGAAAGAUGAGAAGGAGUACGCACUGAAACAAAUAGAAGGCACUGGAAUAUCGAUGUCUGCCUGUAGGGAAAUCGCUCUGUUACGAGAACUGAAACAACCGAAUGUGAUCGCCCUGCAGAAAGUGUUCCUGUCCCACAGCGACAGAAAGGUUUGGCUCCUCUUCGACUAUGCCGAGCACGACCUAUGGCACAUCAUCAAGUUCCAUCGCGCCUCCAAGGCCAACAAGAAGCCCAUGCAGCUGCCCCGAGGGAUGGUGAAGUCUCUCCUAUAUCAGAUUCUGGAUGGGAUCCAUUACCUCCAUGCCAACUGGGUGCUCCACAGGGAUCUGAAACCAGCCAACAUCCUGGUGAUGGGGGAAGGUCCCGAGCGAGGAAGAGUUAAAAUCGCCGACAUGGGUUUCGCCCGACUCUUCAACUCUCCCCUCAAGCCGCUGGCAGACCUCGACCCGGUGGUGGUGACGUUCUGGUACAGGGCCCCCGAGCUGCUGCUGGGGGCCCGGCACUACACCAAAGCAAUUGAUAUUUGGGCAAUUGGCUGCAUCUUUGCGGAGCUGCUGACGUCCGAGCCCAUCUUUCACUGUCGCCAGGAAGACAUCAAAACCAGUAAUCCCUUCCAUCACGACCAGCUGGACCGGAUAUUCAGCGUCAUGGGGUUCCCUGCAGAUAAGGACUGGGAAGACAUUAGGAAGAUGCCCGAGUACCCAACGCUGCAGAAAGACUUCAGGAGGACAACGUAUGCAAACAGCAGCUUAAUCAAAUACAUGGAGAAGCAUAAAGUCAAACCGGACAGCAAGGUUUUUCUCUUGCUCCAGAAACUCCUCACCAUGGACCCCACCAAAAGAAUCACAUCGGAGCAGGCGCUGCAGGACCCGUACUUCCUGGAGGACCCGUUACCAACCACUGAUGUGUUUGCCGGGUGUCAGAUCCCCUACCCAAAACGAGAGUUUCUAAACGAAGACGAGCCCGAGGAAAAAACAGAAAAGAACCAGACCCAGCAGCACCAGCAGACAACGGGUCAGACUCAGGCCCAGAACCAGCAGCAGACGGCAACCCAGCAGGCCCCCUCCCAGCAGAACUUGGCCCAAACCAACGGCACCGCCGGAGCGACGGGGGCCGCCGCUGCCGCCGGGGGUUUACAACACGGCCAGGACCAGGGGCCCCCCAACAAGAAACCUCGGAUCGGGCCCUCUGUGGCCUCCUCAGGCACUGGUUUGCUACAGUCGGAGUACCAGCACUCUGGCUCCCGCCACGGUUACCAAAGCAGCGUCCAAGGUUCCACUCAGCCCCAGGGCACCAUGGGAUACUCGUCAUCGUCAACGCAGAGCUCCCAGUACUCCCACCAGACCCACCGUUACUGAGAAUCCCCGUCACUCCUGAACCAGCAGAGGAGUCAGCUCCUCCUCCAGCCUUUCAUCAACCUCAGCAGAUGUCAACGCCCCCUCCCCCGGUUCCUGCCGUACCGGGUCAGACCUUCCUCCGUGCAUUACAUCAUUCCAACUUUCAGACCUCCCUCACCUUUGACCUCUUUCCCCGACGGCCUUCAACGGCACUGCAACAUGAAGGCAAAGCAGACAUAAGGAACCGAAACAAUCUAAAGAGAAGUUCCGUCUCGUCGGGCCAGUGGAUAUAAUGUAAGAUAGAUGUGAAGGCGCCGCUCUCACACAGACUCAGAACCAUGGCACUUACAAACACACCGUUCCUCACCAGGAAGAAUUGCAGCUGUGUUCAUAUAUGUACAUUAUAUAGCACUUUUUUUCUAUUUGAUUUUUUUUUUCCUCCCGUAUUUGCUUCGUUUACCUUUAUAGAUGUCAUUGUAAAUAUUGUUACACGUGAAACACAGGAGGAAGAGCCCUUUACCGUCAUCGCUAGUGUAAUAUUUACCUCGGAUUAUCAAAAGAAGAGUUUGAGCUAACCCGGUCCUUUUGAAGGAAAAACACGGUCACAUGUUUCUACACAGAAAAACAAACAAAAAAUCAGUACUUUAGCUGAUGCAAUUGCAGGGAAAUAAUAAAUGCGCAAUUUAACUUAAUCUUCUUAUUGUAGGGUUUCUAUAGUUAGACCUCUCUUGAUCUAGAUUUGGGAAAGUGAGAAAAAAGGUUUUUUUACAGCUCUCAGUUCUGCAUAUUCUGAUUCACUCCGCUACCUAGACAAGAUAUGACGGGCCGGUCUUCCUUUCCUCUGACGACAGCAGCCUUUUCUUUUUAAGGAGGUUGGACUCUUCUCGUUUGUGGCCAUCAGCUCCGGACUAUCUUUCUUGUUCUGGAGCUGCCGGUAGACACUUUGCUCUGACAACCAUCUUACCGUGGACCCUCCUCACUUUCAAGGUUUCUGAACACAAACGUGCGCAUUUAAUAAACGUACAGGGCAGCUAACAGUAGGCCCUCCUCCUACUUAUAUGCUUCUUGAGACUGUUACUGCCUGAUGUCAGAUUGUUUUCUUAAAGGUUUUAAUGUUAUCAUUGUUGCCCUUUGAGUGUGUGAGUGUGUGUGUGUACAGUAUGUUUUUUUAUGCAUGGCGUCUAUCCUUGGUAUUAGUAUACUGACCGCUGAACCGACUGGCAAAGAGCUGGAACAAAUGUGUCGAUGAGUUUCAUCCUCUUCCACUCCGACCCUCCGGCCGAGCAUUGGGCAGACAAUUUGGUCGAGACUGGAGCUCACAGGCGAUUGGUGCGUUCUGUGAUACAUGCCAAGGAGGCGGGAGCAACAGUAAUGAUGUAAUGUCUAUUACUAUUAGCUAUGUAAAGGCAGGACCUGGCCCAUAGACAUGCUCUGAAUAUUAGCGCUAGCGGGAUGGCUUUGUCGCAGAAGCGUAGCCCCCCCCCCCCCCCCCCCCACUGUGGUUCCCCCACGGCUAAACACUAUGAUUUCUGACUGCACUGUUACCCUUGUUAGCACUGCCAGCGCUGUUAGCACAGUUAUCACUGUUAGCAGCCCGGUUCAGCUGUCUCCAUUUUGAGAGCUGUGUGGAGGCAAUCCCGGCUCAGACUCUCAAUCACAGACAUGCUCUGAAUGUCGUGUAUAGCCCCCUUUUAAAGAAAAGCAGUGGUGAAAUGCAAUGAAGCACACUUACUUAAGUACUGCACUUAAAGGAAUAGCUUGACGUUUUGGGAAAUACGCUUAUUCUCCAUGUCUGUGCGCUGAAACAUGAAGCUACAGCCGGUUAGCUCAGCUUAGCAUAAGUACUAGACACAGAGGGAGCCAGGCUAGCAGUUUCCAGGUUUCCAAUGUUUGUGCUAAGCUAAAAGGCUGUUGGCCGGUACAAUUUUGAUGGUACAGGUGCUUUACUUGAGUUUCUCCAUUUCAUGUUAUUUACCGCUACUCCACUUUAUUUAUCUUAGAGAUUGAAUUCCUAGUUACUUAAAAAACUAAAAUUGUAUGUUUUCAUUAAAACAUUAUUAAAUUAUGAUAUAUUUUUCCCCGCAAAUAUCUCCUCAACGAGUUGAUUUAGAAUAACCCAUUUAUUUUUUCAAAUAAUCAAGUUUUAUUUGAUUAUUCUAGUGCAGAGGCCGCUGCAGUCAGUUCAUUUAACAUGUACAUUUCAAAUAACAAGCAGUUCAAAAAUACUCUUCAUGCCCUAACAGUUUUUAGGACAUAGAAAUAGCCAGAAUUGUAUUUUAAAGAUUGAGGCUUUUGUGCUGUUAGAUUGAACUGCCGACAGCAUAUAAAGUAGUUCAAAUGAGCUGCACUUCAAAAAGCAAAAUAAUCUUCAUUACAGCACUUUUACCUUUAAUACCUUGAGUAAAUGUAGCUGAAAGUUACUCGUAAAGAGUACCUUUGUACUGUUAUAUUCUUAUUUAGGUAAAGGAUCUGUAUACUGAAAAUAUAACAGACGACGCUCCCCACAAAACUCAAAGUGAGGCUGUUUUUUUUUUUUUUAACCCCUCUUCUAUCCUUUUUUGUUUCCCCAAAACUUGCUCCAUCCUCACUGGCCCUGCUCGGUCACGUGACCGGCCAUCGUGCAGAUUGUAUUAAAGAACACACCCAUUGACUCGACUGUAACUCUAACUGCUUUGCUCCAGUACAGGAUAAGGAAGCACUGACACCUUGUGGCUGAAAAGAGAACUGGACCUUUGUCCUUUGUAACACUGCAUUUAUACAAGUUCACUAGAACAUGGAAGACAUGGGUGUUGUAGUAUAAAACUGAUAAUAUUAUUAUUGUGUCCAGAAUUCCAGUCAUGUCUCCCUGGUGCUGAAAGUAGCCUCCUGCUUGUGUCUCUAAAUCUCUUCAGUGACUCCUCAGUAUAACACAGCUGCAUUAUUAGUAAUUUGCAUUAUUACAAAAAUUUGUCUGAAGUUUUCUUAUGAACAGAACCCAGAAGUUCAGCUUUCUAUAAAGUUGAUAUGGCCCAUGUAUUAGCAAAUAAGGACGUGUUUUUACAACUAUUAGACAUGGAGUCAUAUUUCUGUCUAAUAUUCACUCUCCUUUUAGCUCUGCUUUGGUCUCCAACUCCUCAAUAUAUAUAUCUGGCUCUCUAGCUAGUUUCUCCCUCUCAACUCGUCAAACACCUACAUUUGGUCAGUGGCUCUACGCUUCAAACUACGACGCUCUAGGGUCCCCUCUAGCGUCAGUUUGGACGUGUCUGGGACGGCGUGUCAGUUUCUACUUGUUACAUGCAAUGUGUCUUUUCAAAAUAAACUUUCAACGUAGGUUUGCUUAGGUUUUAGGUCUACUGACGCAAUUGGGAUUAGGAAAAGAUUGGGCUUUAUGUUGUAAAUCAAUACGUUUGUUGCGUAACUGGCAUUAGUUAAGAAUGACAGUACCGUAACAAAAGUAAGGUAUAAUAAGUCAACUUUGUCUUGGUUUCACACAGGACAUGGACAGCGGUCUCCUGGGUGAAAGUCCCGUGUUUGUUUGACUCCUCUAACCACCACCCUUCCCACACACUCUCUGUCUUGAUACUAUGUCAGUUGCUCUGACCGUCUCAUAAGGAUAUUUAUAUUUAGUUGAAAGCCGGGUGGCUCGGUGCAUCGCUAUCAGAUGCCAAGUGGGCACCGGCCAAGCGGCGGUAUUUGAGUUGAGAGUGAGAUUGGUGGGUUGACUUGACAGCUAGUUUUUUUCACUGAAAACAACUUCCUGCUGCUGGAUGACAGCAGAGUUUUGCGGGGCUUGAAAACCAAAACAAUGAACUAAACGAGGCUAAAGAAGCUCAGUAGAUGCUUUGUGCGGAUUCCUCACUAUUAGCGACCCCUUUGACAUCGGUGAUUUGAUCAAUUGUCAAUAAAAAAAAAAUCGAUGAGUGCAGCUUUAAAGCCAAUUUUUCGGUAAAAUGAUGGAGACAUAAAACAUUUCGUCAGGGAGCUCUUCUCAGCGUCUGUUGUGUUAGUUGUAGGCAGAUCCAGGAGGACGCGGUCUGCUCGCUCCUAUGUGACGGGGGAUCAAAACCAGCAGCUAUUCAAAGGUUUUCUCCUCCCCUUAGUGUGAGUAUUUGAAAGUCAAACUGAGUAGCAGCGGGGAAGACACUCUGUCGUCAAUUCCUCUCUGCGCGCAAGCGAGGUGUCACGAGUAUUAUUGAGCGCGAGGUUCCUGGUGGGAGACAAGUUACUGUCAAACAACUCCUAUGCAAAAAAAAAUGUAAUUCAAAUAAAAUCCCAGACUACAGCUUUCACUUCGGAUGCUUAUA